Molecule: messenger RNA, 1146 nt
Organism: Salvia hispanica
Lineage: Eukaryota; Viridiplantae; Streptophyta; Magnoliopsida; Lamiales; Lamiaceae
Source: RefSeq, a predicted model, not a curated record
GACAUAGUUUGGUAACCCCAAAUAUCCAGACAUACUCUUCCAUGUCUGAGUGAAGUGCUUCUUCAAAUGUGGACAGCUUCUUCCUCCGCCUCCGCCUCCACUUCCACCUCUGCCUCCUCCUCUUCCUCUCCCUAUCUUCGCCAUCCCAAAACCAUGGAGGAAGUUUGGAAAGACAUAACCUUCGCUGCCUCCGAUCUCCACCUCAACCCCUCCUCCCCUCGCGGCGUCAUCCUCCAAGACUUCUUCUCCAAAGCUCCUCCGCCCUCCUCCGCCCCUUCCCACGCCUCUCCUCCGCCUCCUCCUCCCACAAUGCUCACUCUCAGCUCCGAUCACUUCGGCACCCUCCUCUUCCAGCCCCACCACCGCCACCCCGCCGCCUUCGACGCCGUCGUCCCCGAUGACACCGCCGCCGCCGGAAAGAAGAGGUUCCCUGAUUUCGACAGGAGCUCCGGCGACCGCCGCCAUAAGCGUAUGAUCAAGAACCGCGAGUCUGCUGCUCGCUCCAGAGCUAGAAAGCAGGCUUAUACAAAUGAGUUAGAGUUGGAAGUUGCCCAUUUGCUUGAAGAGAAUGCCAAACUCAGAAAACAGCAAGAAAAGUUUUAUAGAGAAGCAGCUGCUGAGCACCAGAAAAGGAAGCCUCUCCAUAGAACAUCCACUGCUCCAUUUUGAAUUUUUAACUUUUUUUUUUUUUUUUUUUUUUUUUUUUUUUUUUUUUUUUUUUUUUUUUGGUUCAAGAAAACUGGUGGGAACUCAGUACUAAUAUUAAUUAAUUUUCUAUAAUGUCUCUUGAUAUGAGUAGAAUGGAUUUUUCACUGGAGGGCCCUUUUCCUCUUUUGUUGAUCACUCCUUUGGAAUCCAUCACCAAGAUAUGAAUACAUCUUCUUUUCUCACUGCAACUACUGCAGCUACUGCUUUUUUUUCUUUUUAAAAAAAAAAAAAAAAUUGUUGGAAGGAGAGAGAAAGAGAGAGAAUAUAAGUGUACUAGGUAGAAGAGAGUUGGUUUAUUGGCUGCUGCAAAAGUUUGGAUUCUUGCUGGGAAUGGCUUUUUCUACUUCUGCUUCAUCAUAAUCACUUCUUUAUUUUUUUUUGACCAAUUUUAUUCUUAAUUUGAUUAUUACUGCUGCUGCAUUUAUAUGCUGAUUUGAU